Dermatophagoides farinae (American house dust mite) is the source of this 1674-nucleotide messenger RNA. Lineage: Eukaryota; Metazoa; Arthropoda; Arachnida; Sarcoptiformes; Pyroglyphidae. The record is from RefSeq and is a predicted model, not a curated record.
UUUUUGUGUGUGUGUUUGUGUAUUUUAGUAGGUUAACGCCAAUCGUCGUGGGGCAUAACUCGUUCUCUUUCAUAUUAUUUGUUUGUGUGUGUGUUUAUCUGCCACAACAAUAUCAUCAAAUUAAAGAUUCCCAAAAAUAGUCAAAAAUUUUUUCCUUGGUGAAAUUGAUUCGUGGAUCGCCUAUCCAUAAUAUGGCUCAUAGUGGUGAUAAUGAUACGGAAUCAUUCUAUGAUGAUAACCAAAAUAUUGAUGAUGCGACACCCGAUAUGAAAGUUUUCUUUUAUAAGAAAAGAUAUGAAGAGCUUCAAGCAGAAUUCGAAGAAUAUCAAUGUAGUAGUCGAGAAUUGGAAAAUGAACUUGAAACCCAAUUAUCACAUUAUGAACGUCGAAUAAAAGAGCUUGAGAUGAAAAAUUCUCACUUAUUGAACGAAAAUGAUAUAUUACGGAAUAAAUUAGAAAAAACAACCGUUGAUGGUAAUCAACAAACAAUUUUAUUGCAAGAAAAAUUGGCUGAAGUAACUUCGAUUAAUGAACAGUUAACAACGCAUAUAAGAGAAUUAGAACAAUCUAAUGAUGAUCUUGAACGAGCUAAACGUCAUCUAGAUGCAACGUUAGCCGAUUUUGAUGCAAAAUUAAAUGAACAAAUCGAGAGAAAUGAAUUAUUGGAAAGUGAAAUUGGCGAAAAAGAACAAUUACAGGUGGUGAUACAAAGGCUUAAGGAUGAAGCUCGUGAUCUUCGUUUAGAGCUAAUGAUACAACAAAAUGUGAAAAGUAAUAAUAAAUCGAAUAUUUCAACUACAACGCCUGAAGUUGAAACAUCUACAUCACCAUUGAAUCGUCGUGCGACAAUCUCAUCACCAUUAUCCGCCAAUAUUCAAACGACAAUUGUUUCAGAUGAUACUAAUAAUAAAAAUUGUAAUAUAUCAACAAACAGCACUGUGAUUCAUCAAAAUAACAAUAACAAUGCUUUGAAAACAUCGAAUCAGAUACCAUUAUUAUCAGCUUCUUCAAGAAUUUCGGCAUUAAAUAUUGUUAGUGAUCUGUUACGAAAAGUUGGAGCUUUAGAAUCCAAAUUGGCUUCAUGUAGAAAUAUAAUGCCCAUAUCUAGUUCAACAUCGGGUAACAGUGGUCUAAUGAAAACAAAUAUCACUACAAAUGGUACUACCGAUAAUAAAAAUAUCAUUAGCAACAACAACAAUGAUCAUCAUCAUGGACAAACGACAACAUUAAAAAAUAUCAAUGCUAAUGCUUGAUAUGAUUUUAAAUGGAAUGACAUUAAAAUCCAUUAAUUUAUUCAUCAACAAUGAUAUGACUAUCGAAUUUGAUUGUAACAUUAUUUUUUCAUCAUCAACAAUCGUUUUAUUAGAAAAAAUAACAAAUUAUAAACUAAAUUCUUAUUUAUUCUGUUUAGAAUUUCUGUUUUUGAUUAUUUAUUUAUAUAUAAAUAACUUUUUUAAAUAGCUCAAAACACAUCAUCUUGCACACUUGAAACAAUCCAUUUCCAUUUUUUUAAUUUAAAUUUCAAAAUUCGAUUUCGUUUUCAUCCACAUUCUUUCAUUUUUUCUUUCUAUUCGGCUGUACAUAAUCAUCGAGAAACAUCAGAUAUCAUUGAUCUGUUUGAUUGUCUUAAUUGAUUUUGAAUAAAUUGAUUGAUGAUUAAUUAAUUUAUAGAAA